Myotis davidii is the source of this 3056-nucleotide messenger RNA. It is a transcript of the gene ARMH4, whose product is annotated as chromosome unknown open reading frame, human C14orf37. The record is from RefSeq and is a predicted model, not a curated record. Lineage: Eukaryota; Metazoa; Chordata; Mammalia; Chiroptera; Vespertilionidae. The coding region runs from base 51 to 2387 and encodes 778 amino acids. The transcript is spliced from 7 exons.
UCACUGCCGUUGUCAACUCUGCCAUUUUAUGUGCACAUUGCUCUUCCACUAUGAGAAGACCAAGAGUAUUGCACAUCUGUCUGGCUUUCUGUAGCCUUCUGCUUCUCAACGGUGCCAUACAAUGUUUGGCCUUCCCCAGAGUGGAGAGAAGGGAGAUAGCGCAUGUUCAUGAAAAUAGAGAGCAGCCUGAGAGGAUAAACACGGAUGACCUGGAAAAUACCUCCAUUGCUUCAGAGGGCACUCCCCAGCCCCUGGUCUCUGAAGAUCCAAUGAUAGUGCUAGCUGGACCAUCAGCAAUGCCAUUAAAUAAAGUAUCGCCUAUUGACAAAGAAGCCCAUUCUACAGGAGCUGGGCUCAUGCAGCCUAAUAGCCCUGGUGUCGACACUGCUACGGAGCCAGUGGUCCCAGCAGGGGAAGAAGUGGUUGGUUCCAGCCAGCCAGAGAGAACGUCUCCUGAAAGCCUGCUUCCCAAGGCCAUGGUGACCAGCCCUAUCAUGGCAGCUGGUUCUGGGAAUGUGGAUGAGAAGGAGGAACUCUUUAGUAGUACCAACGCUGAGCCCACUGUAGAAGGGACCGCCGAAGCAACACAAGGUUUUCUGAAGUCUGCGGACAAUCAGUUGUUUACCACUGAAAGUCAGGGAGGCGUUAGUCUGGGACAUUCACCUUCAUCCUCCGUGAACACUAACAAAAUACUAACCACCAAUCCAAGGACGGAGAAAUUUGAGGCAGACGCAGAUCAGAGGAUAACUUCUUUUCCUGGGGCAGAGCCCAUCGCAGGCACCGAGCCCGGAAGCCUCAAGUCUGAUAGGGAGAAGCCUUCGCAGAUGACAGCUGGUAAUACCCAGGCGACUGCCACCACCCCCGGGCUUGCAACCUCCGAGUACAGCCUGGGUGUUGAGGCAGAAACUGACAGCCUGCUGGGAGCCCCAGAAGUCACAGAGAGUGUCAGCACAGCUGUCCCCGCGGCCUCUGUCCUAGGCGAUGAGUGGGAUGACACCAAAUUAGAGAGUGUAAGCCAGAUAAAGACCCCAAGGCCUGGAGGCAAUACAGAGACUCCGAUGAGAAUGGACACGUCUCCGACAGCCCAAGUAACCCCUAAUGGUGUGGGAGGCGUGGAAGGGGACGAAGCUUUGACAGAGGCUGCACAGAUGGGUCUGGGGCUGCCUAAAGGGGAAACACACUCUGAGACAGCCCUGCCAAUAGCGCCUGGGGAGGGGAGGUCAUCUGCCUUCACCGAUCAGAUUUCCUUCACUCCCACAAGUCUGAUGGAAGAUACAAAAGUCUCUGUUGUGAACCUGUUUCAAAACACUGCAGACUCCAUGGAAUCCACCACGGAAAACGAUGCCCUGUUUUUCUUAGAGACCACUGUUCCCAUCUCAGAAUAUGAGUCUGAGGCUUAUCAACCCCUGAGAAAUGCAUUUAAAGACACCAUCCGUCCAGAGCUGACGACGGCUGUUGCAGAGGCAGCAGCCACUUUCUCAUUGGUGACACGGGAGCCGCAGGUGUCUCCCCUCCAAGUGAGCAGAGGAGAUGGGGAGACCGAGGAAGGAAAAGAGGUCCCCGCUGCCGCGUCUGACGUCCCCGGAGUUACUCAGCUGUCGAGAAGAUGGGAGCCUCUGGCCACUACAGUUUCAACUACAGCUGCGUCUCUGUCUUUCGAAGUUACCCCCGCGGUGGAAGACCUCAUGGACACAGUCACAGGGCCAAAAGAGGAGUUGUUCACACCAGUUUUGGGCUCUCCAGUGACACCCCCUGGAAUAAUGGAGGAGGCACCCAGCAUCGCCCCAGCACUCUCUGAUUCUGAGGCAUCCUCGGAGAGAAGAACCGUUGUUCCCUCCGUUAGCCGUGUUAACACAGCUGCCCCGUAUGGCCUGGACCAACUUGAAUCUGAAGAGGGAGAAGAAGAUGAGGAUGAAGAGGAUGAGGAGGAGGAGGAUGAAGAAGAGGAAGACGAGGAGGAAGAUGACGAGGAUAAAGAUGCAGACUCCCUGGAUGAGAGCUUGGGUGGUGACACUGAGCUGCGUGGGUUCACUCUCCCUGGCGUCACCUCCCAGGAGCCUGACUUAGAGCAGGAAAGCAGGGACCUUCUGGAGGGAGUCACCUACCAGGUGCCAGACGCCCUCGAGUGGGAGCAACAGAAUCAGGGCCUGGUGAGAAGCUGGAUGGAAAAACUAAAAGACAAGGCUGGCUAUAUGUCCGGGAUGCUGGUGCCUGUAGGGGUGGGGAUAGCGGGAGCCUUGUUCAUUCUGGGAGCGCUCUACAGCAUUAAGGUGAUGAAUCGCAGAAGGAGAAACGGCUUCAAAAGGCACAAAAGAAAGCAGAGAGAAUUCAACAGCAUGCAAGACCGAGUAAUGCUCUUAGCUGACAGCUCUGAAGAUGAGUUUUGAAUUGGACUGGAAUUUAAUCGGGAUAGUCAACCAUGUUAUUAUUAUUAUUUUUCAUUUGGGGGCUAAAAAGAGAACAUCCCGCCACAUUGCUGCUGCCAGGCCUUCGGUCUCAUGAUCUGCCGAGUAGCGGAUUUGUCUUGCUCUGAGCAGGAAAGGCAUGCUGUAUACUAAAUGUAUCAUGCAGUGUUGGUUCUAAUUCUGUAGUGAAUUUUCCACAACCACGGGCCACAGCUCGUAAAUAUGCAGGGUACAUGUUGUUCAGUAGGAGUUGCUAGGUUAGGUAGAGUAAACCUUUUGUAUUUUUCCACAGUGUCUUCUCCUUGGUUUGGGUUACUUGCACUAAGUAUAACAAUUAUUGCUACCAAGGCAUGCUUAACUCUGAAAUAGAAAUCUUGAACAAAGAGUAACUUGUGAUGACUGUACUCUACCUACUUGAAGCCAUAGGCUUGUGGGCCAUGGUACCCACCACAUUUGCAUCAAAACUAGCAGCAACUUGGAAUGCAAUCUUUUUGUUAAGAAAAUCUUUCAGCACACGAGGAUUAUAUGUAGAUUUGUAUGUAUCUUGCAGUAUGUAUUUCAGUCUCCCAGUUUUGUUAUUUUUUUCCUCUUGCUGGUUUAUUCUUAUUCUUGGCAAGGAAAAAAUACACCAUAAAUAAUACAUUACAUUGA